AAAUGAAAAAUACGUUGCCUUCUUUCAAGUUUGAAUCCUCCACCAUUCACUCACCAUUCUCCAUCCCCGUAUCUCUCUCUGUGAAUGGCGCUCUCUUCCAGAUUUUGGCGCCUAAAUCUCUUCCCAAAACCUUCACUUUCCCCCUUACAAACCACUCUCAAAUCCCUAAAACCCCUCCGACAAAAACUUUGUCCAAUCCUUUCACUUCCCAUUUCUUCUUCUUCUUCUUCAUUGAACUCCUCCAAUUCCCUUUUCUCGACAUCGAAAAAUUCUGCCUUUUCGGAACCUCACAGUCGAACUCCAUCUCCCCAAGAUGAUCUUAUUGUUCUGGGAAUCGAAACCAGCUGCGACGACACCGCUGCCGCCAUCGUGAGAGGCAAUGGUGAAAUCCUCAGCCAAGUUGUGUCUUCUCAGGCAGAUUUGCUUGCUCAAUAUGGAGGUGUUGCUCCAAAAAUGGCAGAGGAAGCACAUUUGCAAGUGAUUGAUAAGGUUGUGCAAGAAGCACUUGACAAAGCUAAGUUAACUGAGACGAAUUUAUCUGCAGUGGCGGUUACUAUUGGUCCUGGUUUAGGCCUUUGUCUUCGUGGGCAUAGGUUCGAGGAAAGUAGUAAAUUUGGUGUGCGGAAAGCUCGUGAAAUUGCUGGUAGCUGUAACUUACCAAUCAUUGGUGUACAUCACAUGGAGGCUCAUGCUCUUGUAGCCAGGUUAACGGAAAGAGAGUUGCAAUUUCCUUUCGUGGCCUUGCUUAUUUCAGGAGGACACAAUCUACUCAUCCUUGCUCGUGAUCUUGGUCAGUAUGUACAACUUGGCACCACAAUAGACGAUGCAGUUGGCGAGGCAUAUGACAAGACUGCAAAAUGGCUUGGCCUUGACUUGAGGAGAAGUGGCGGGCCAGCUAUUGAAGAGCUUGCUCGUGAGGGUGAUGCCAAAUCAGUCAAAUUCUCAACCCCAAUGAAACAACACAAAGAUUGCAACUUCUCGUACGCUGGUCUGAAGACUCAAGUGAGAUUGGCAAUUGAAUCUAAAAAUAUUGAUUUAUGGUCUGCUAUCUUAGCUAUUAACUUUUACCCACCCAACUUUCCUAUGUUAUGCAGUAAUACUACAAUUCCUCUUUCCUCAGCAAGUAGCGAAGAUAGAAGGAUUCGAGCUGAUAUUGCUGCUUCUUUUCAGCGAGUCGCAGUGUUACAUCUAGAGGAAAGGUGUGAGCGAGCAAUUGAAUGGGCCCUGAAAAUUGAACCUUCUGUAAAACAUUUGGUUGUCUCUGGAGGCGUUGCAUCAAAUCAAUAUGUUCGGUCUCGCCUUGAUCAGGUUGUCAAGAAAAAUAGCUUACAACUAGUCUGUCCUCCUCCCUGCCUUUGUACUGACAACGGUGUAAUGGUGGCUUGGACUGGCAUUGAGAACUUUUGUAUGGGAAGAUUUGAUCCACCACCACCUGCAGAUGAACCUGAAGAUAUUGUGGUUUUACGAAUUGCGGCCAAGGUGGCCAUUGGGGGAGGAAUAUGCUGAGGGAAGAAGUGAAGCUCGCUCAAUGAGAACGGCCCGCAUGCAUCCUUCUCUGACGUCUAUGAUCCAAGAAUCUUUGCAACAGCAACCGUAGUCUUCAUGUCAUGAAUCUGCAGCCACUUCAUGGUGCUCAACAGUUCGACCCAUCCUACAACUCAAAUUUAUGUUUAGAUGAUGGUAUGGUUGACUCGAACUGAACCACCUAUCUAACAGUGAACGGAAGAUUGAUCUCAAGUGUGGCUCUAGCUAAACGACUGGCCAUUGACAUCAAGAAAAUGUCCUGUAAUGUUCGUGAUACCCCUUAAAUAUGGUUCCAAAAUCCUUGCAGGAGAGGAGCUUCUUACAUUGCCCAUGUAAUAUAACAUUGGUUGUGUUAAAACUACUGAGCUGGGUCCGCCAUUUUGCAAGUGAGAUUUUUCUCUGAAGAGUUGUGCCGUACCUGUAUAGUUUGUGACUCCGUGGAAGCAGAAUACGAUUAUUUUGUUUUGUUCAUUCACUUGAAUAAUAUUUGAUAUCAGAAUCACUUUGGCCAA
This is a messenger RNA of Malus domestica (apple), 2036 nucleotides long. Its product is annotated as probable tRNA N6-adenosine threonylcarbamoyltransferase, mitochondrial. NCBI's taxonomy places the organism in Eukaryota, Viridiplantae, Streptophyta, Magnoliopsida, Rosales, Rosaceae. The record is from RefSeq and is a predicted model, not a curated record. Gene Ontology annotation, biological process: tRNA threonylcarbamoyladenosine modification. Gene Ontology annotation, cellular component: mitochondrion.